UGACACUCUACUAUAACUUAUUAUACUACACAAUAUUAUAACUAAGACUGAUCAACUGUUAUAAUAAAAUGCCGUAUAAUGCAACGGAGUAUAUGAGACCUUCUGAGAUAUACUACACUCAAGAUAGUAUAGGAGUAAGGUUCACUGAUGGGAAUCUCCUAAGUGAUGUUUACUACAGCAUAAUUGAAGGCAAUCUUAAUCCAAAUGAGGACAUUCCACCUUUGACUGUUGUCUAUCAUGAUGGUAAACCAUUUGCACUGGGAUGCAGGCGUUUGUAUAUAUACAAAAAACUUGAGGAGCUCGAUGUUAUUCGUAAAGUUAUCGUUGAAAUAAGCACCCCACAGAGAGAAAGUCAUAGAUUCCAAAAAUUGCUGACUACACAAAAUGGCGGGACUUCGAUCGAGCUGAGAGGGCGUUUCAGAGAAAGACGUGCACACGUUUAUCCAUGGGAGUUCUACAAAAACAGAUAUCACUAUGAAAAUUGGACUAAAAGUGAGAAGUUCAAGGCUAAAGACAGAAGACGUGCUAGAUCAGAUUCUGGACCAAGAAAUCAACGUGAUCAACAGAGCAGAGCACAAUCAGCUACAAGAAUGAACAACAGACAACCUAUACAGAAUACAAGACCAGUUUACGAUCAAACUGACCAACAGAGAUCAAGACCAGUUACGCGAAAGAUACCAGGGACAACUAUAUAUGAUUAUGAACAACCCACAGUGUAUACUACCCCAAGCAUACCAUCGUAUAAUACUACACCAUGGAUAACAUCAUCUGCCACUGGUAACCAUACAUCAAAUGCUACACAAAAUGCAUAUAUAACUGAGAGCUUUAGUUCAUUUAUCAAUAUAAAUAGGAUAAGACAAGAUAACCCACCAAAUUCUGGAAGUGACGCAUACGCAAAACAAAAGAAGAAAUCGAAAUCAUGCCCUGGGUGUACAAUACUUUAGAAUUUGUACUUGCUGACAAAGUCAAUAUUUCAAUAUGUGGCAAAAACCUAAUAAACUACAUGCUAAGGAGAGGCUUGAGGGUAAAUGUCCAAAGUAUGUAAGUUUUAUAUUUAAGCAAGGCACUAACAUGUGCAAUGUCAUCACCUGCCAUUUGUUACAGAUGCUGACUACCAUAAACAACCAAACACCAUCCACAAUAAAG
Owenia fusiformis is the source of this 1146-nucleotide messenger RNA. The record is from the annotation of a GenBank genome assembly. NCBI's taxonomy places the organism in Eukaryota, Metazoa, Annelida, Polychaeta, Sabellida, Oweniidae.